This is a messenger RNA of Rangifer tarandus platyrhynchus (Svalbard reindeer), 804 nucleotides long. The record is from the annotation of a GenBank genome assembly. NCBI's taxonomy places the organism in Eukaryota, Metazoa, Chordata, Mammalia, Artiodactyla, Cervidae.
AUGGAGGGCGGCGUCAGCAAGGCGGGCGGCCUGGGCCGCACUAUAUGCGUGCUGACUGGGGCUUCCCGGGGCUUCGGACGGACGCUGGCCCAACUCCUGGCCCCGUUGCUGUCGCCCGGCUCCGUGCUGGUCCUAAGCGCCCGCAAUGCCGAGGCCCUGCGGCAGCUGGAGGCCGAGCUGGGCGCCGAGCGGCUGGGUCUGCGCAUCGUGCGGGUGCCCGCCGACCUGGGCGCCGAGACCGGCUUGCAGCAACUGCUCGGUGCUCUGUGCGACCUCCCCAGGCCCGAAGGCCUGCGGCGAGUGCUGCUCAUCAACAAUGCGGCCACUCUUGGAGAUGUAUCCAAACGUUGGGUGGACCUGGCUGACCCAACUGAAGUGAACAACUACUGGACUCUGAACUUGACUUCCAUGCUCUGCCUGACUUCCAGUAUCCUGAAGGCCUUCCCGGACAGUCCUGGCCUCAGCAGGACUGUGGUUAACAUCUCGUCCAUCUGUGCCCUGCAGCCCUUCAAGGGCUGGGCACUGUACUGUGCUGGCAAGGCUGCCCGUAACAUGAUGUUCCAGGUCCUGGCGGCAGAAGAACCUAGUGUGAGGGUGCUGAGCUAUGCUCCAGGUCCCCUGGACACUGACAUGCAGCAGUUAGCCCGGGAGACCUCUGUGGACCCAGACUUGCGAAAACAUCUGCAGGAGCUGAAGAGAAAGGGGGAACUUGUGGAUUGCAAGAUAUCAGCCCAGAAACUUCUGAGCUUGCUGCAAAAUGACAAGUUCAAGUCUGGAGCCCAUGUUGAUUUCUACGAUGAAUAA